AUGAGCCCCAGAAAAUUUCGACCGAAUGCUUAUCAAGUUUGCGUAAAUAUCCUGAAAGCGAGGUAUUUACCCCAAAAUGCAAAUCCCAUGGUGGUGGUUAAAGUGGGCAAUCGCCGGAAAAAGACCGUGGUGCGCGAGAGAACGGACUCGCCGGUCUACAACGAGUACUUUGUAUUCGAUUUAUUCUGCAACUUGGAGGAACUUCUCAGCACCAAAAUUAUGAUAGCCGUAUAUUUGAAAAGUUACCUCCGUUUGAAAUUUUAUGGUAGCACGACUUUCGAAAGUGCUCUGGUAUGGGAUCAACCAGAUCAUCAAUAUUAUCACAAGUGGGCAAUGUUGACCAAUCCCAAGGAUCCUUAUGCUGGCCCGAAAGGUUACGUUAAAUGCAAUAUCGCAAUUAAUGUGAAAGGUGAGAAAAUGAAAGUGCACCCGGAAACAGAGGGUGAGGACGACAUCGAGGGGAACCUCUUGUUGCCUGUCGGUGGGGAAUUUCUGCCCUUCAGGCAACGGGCGUGCUACAUUUUUGCGAUUUAUCGAGCCGACGGUUUGCCAGAUAUGGGCAGCCUCUGCGUGAAAAAUGAUUUCGAGAAUAUUAACCCGUUCGUGCAGAUAUCGUUCGCUGGAAUGAAGGCAACUACUAGAGAAGCAUGGCAAACCUAUAGACCGAGGUUCAACGAGAAGAUUACCUUCAGAGAAAUGUUUCCAUCUCUGUGUCAGCGUGUCAGGAUCACCAUCAAGCACCGUGUUAACAGCUGUCGGACGUGUGUCGUGGCUUCUUACAUCCUGAACAUGAGCACCAUAUCGUAUGCAGGAGAAUAUGGCUUCCUACCGACUUUUGGCCCAUCGUUCCUUCACUUUUACGGAUCCGGGGCUACAGAAAGGAACAGCUGCUUCGGCAAGUGCUCGACAGCCCUUCCUUUUUAUCGCGGCAGAGUUCUUCUCUCGGUAAAAACCGAAAUGGACGACUCAGAAACAACGGCUGGAACCAGUGUCGAAACAGACCUCGCGGCUCCCAUUAUCGAGGAGCAGAAGUUGGAGCAACUGGAUGGCAUGGUGGCGCUCGAGCAUCCGGACACUUACAAGUUCUAUAACGAGACGAUCCGUACCAUGAAGGGCCACUGCAUCCGUUAUUUGCAUGCAUUAGACACGGGACGAUACGACGACGAGGGCGGCACCACGAAGCUCGAUCGCCAUCGCGUGAACCUCUGCCGUAAAGAGAUCGAGAACAUCCUGAGGAGGAUGAAGAUCAACGGCGAACUUCCGAACAAUCACUACACGAGGAUCGCGAUGGUGCACGCGUACCAGUAUCUGGCCAAAGUGAAAAGGCUACGGGAAGAUCCCCAGCACGGUCUCCCGGACGUUUUCAUUUGGAUGAUAGCCGGCUGCUCGAAACGUGUGGCAUACGCGCGAUUUCCGGCCGAAAGGGUCAUUUAUUCGGAAGAAGCGACAGAGAGGGGGCCAUCUUGCGGUCAGAAGGUGAACCUGUUCCUGAGGGAUCCAAGGGACGAAGAGGAUGCAGAUUACGUGGCCUGCAAGUUGGAGAUGUUCCUCUGGCUGGGUACCUCCAGCCACAUCGAGGCCUGCUGGGCCUCGAUACCACCUGGUUACAAGGUAGACCAGGAUUGGAACCCCGGGUCGUUCCCUAGAUACCUGGAGUACAGUCAUUCCUCGGCAUUUCAAUUGCGCGCCCACAUAUUCCAAGGUCGCUUUGAUCCAGGCAUGGAUGCAUCCGGCUUAUUGGAUCCGAUCGUACGUGUCGCGUUUCACGGUUACACGGCCUCUACCAGAGUUAUUAAGCAGACUCUCGAUCCGUUCUGGGAUCAAACUUUGGUACUACCGCCGAGAACCGUGCACGGAACCAAGGAGUACGUCAAAUUAAACCCGCCAGAAGUGUCUGUAGAAGUGUACGAUCAGGAUAUAUGCGGUAUCAAGGAGUUCUGCGGAAGGUGCGCAGCCGUUCCAUUAGUUAAACUCGCGGAGGAAACUUACACCCUGCCCGAUUUCCCCCCGAAACUUGAGUGGUACAAAUUUAAAUCGCAAAGGGAUUGCAGAGGCUCAGUGCUCGCUGCUUUCGAGCUCAUAGAGACAAUGGACGACGAGUCCCUGGACAAACCGAUCGUCCCUUCGACGCAGGAUGUCAUUUACAACAUCCCGGAAGACAUCCGGCCGAAGAUGACGAAUUACAGACUCGAAGUUAUAUUCUGGGGUGUACGGGAUAUGAAGAAGAUGCAUUUCGUGCCCGUGUUGAACCCACGGAUCGUCAUAGAGUGCGCUGGUGUACAAGUGAAGUCGGAGGUGAUGGAGAACGCGAAGAAACUCGGCAACUACAAGGAGACUCACGUGAUCGUCGAGCUGGACAUGCCAGAGCUCGAUGUCUAUUACCCCUGCAUCACGAUAAAGGCCUUCGACUCCAGGGGGUUCGGUUGCUUCAAAUACAUCGGGAUCUGCAUCAUUCCGAGCAUUUACGUAUUCCUGGAGCAACCGAUAACCGAGGCAGAUUACGACGCGCAGGUAUACGGGACCAGAUCGAUUUUGAGAUCUGCCCGGGCAAAAAAGCAGCCUGCCACUAUUCUACCCCUACCAGUUGAUUACGAUCCAUCGAAGAUAGAGGAGAACAAGGUUUUAAUUCCGUACAAGAAGAUGGAGAAGAAAAGUUCGUUGAUGAAGAAGAUCCUGCGAACUCUGAAGAGGUUCCUCGAGCGCCUGGUGCCCGGCAGACGGAAGUGGAGGAAGAAAAUGGCGCGCAAGCCGGAGAGCGAGGACGACUCGCUGGAUUGGUGGAGCAAAUAUUUCGCUUCCCUGGAGGAGGAAAGAAGCAGGGAGCUAGGCAGCUUUUCUCCAGGUGACCAGAAGCUCGUGGCGACGUUCAAGGUACCACGCUUUAGCGUAUUUUCAGCAGCUCAGCUCUCUGAUUGGACGGGAAACAGGUAUACGACGGGGAGUUGGAGAUGCAGCCGCAAUACGCGGGCUUUCAGGACCGUCUGAGGACGUUCGAGCUAUGGAAGGGGCGCAAGAGCGAGAAUCCCGACUACGACAGCGAAAAUUACGUCGGAAAGUUCAAGGCUCUUCGAGAUCGACGCCACUUUCCCCCAAGAUUACAUGAUGACCGUGCAAGUGUGGGACUACGACGCCACCUCGGCCGAUGAUUUGAUAGGAGAAACGAGGGUCGACUUGGAGAAUCGGUUCUACAGUAGACACCGUGCUACCUGUGGCCUAGCCACUACGUACAACGUAGAAGGCUACAAUAGGUGGAGAGACCGAGAGAGGCCGACGCAGAUACUGGAACAGCUGUGCAAAAGGAACAAUCUUCCCUUGCCCGAGUACCACGGCGAUUACGCGAAAAUUGGCCGAAAAAGAUUCGCCUGUGCCGAGAGGCAAGCAGGAACCGACAGGGAGGAAUAUAUGGCAUUGAGCGUGCUUCAUCAGUGGCAAGAUUUCCCCAUUUGCGGCUGCGUCCUGGUGCCCGAGCACGUCGAAAGGCGACCGCUUUUUAACGCCAUCAGACCCGGGUUGGAGCAGGGUAAAUUGGAACUUUGGAUCGACAUGUUUCAAUUCGACGAGCUUCCUCCGAAACCGGCAGUAGACAUCAGGCCGCCUGUUCCAGAGGAAUAUGAAAUUCGAGUGACAGUCUGGAACACGGAGGAUGUACCUCUGGUCGAGAACCAAUUCCUCACCGGGGAAAAGUGCUCGGAUAUUUACGUAAAGGGCUGGAUUCUUUACGACGAUUAUCAAAGGACCGACAUCCAUUACAAUUCGCUGACGGGGGAAGGCAAUUUCAACUGGCGCUUUGUGUUUCGGGUUAUGUACUGCAAGGGCGAGCGCGUUAUGAUCGUACGCAGAAAGAUAUCCAUCCUUGCCAGAAGCGAGACCGAGGAAAAGCUGCCGUGUAAAUUAUACCUGCAAGUUUGGGACAACGACCAUUUCUCUCCGGACGAUUUUAUCGGGGCACUAACGUUGGACCUGUCCAGAAUGCCAAGGGGAAGCACGAAUUCGAAGAACUGUACUUUAAAGCUGCUCGAUCCGAGCCUACCUACCAUCGACCUGUUCAAAGUAUCGCGAGUGAAAGCAUGGUGGCCAUUUGAACAACGCGUGGAUAUAGGCCAGUACAUUCAGGCGGGUAAAGUCGAACUGGAAAUAUCAAUAUUGCGCGCGGAGGAGGCUAACGAGCAGCCAGCAGGCAGAGGAAGGGACCCACCUCAAAAUCUUCCUCCACCCAACCGACCGGAUACUUCGUUCUCCUGGUUCCGGAACCCCUGGAAAGCGUUUCGCUUCGUGGUCUGCCGCUAUUACAAAUGGAGGAUAAUAUGCUUCUUCGUGUGCCUGCUGCUAGUGCUGCUGGCAGGUUGCGCAAUUUACGCAUUCCCUGGAUACCUGGUGAAGCGUCUCCUGGGUGCCUGA
Molecule: messenger RNA, 4398 nt
Organism: Eufriesea mexicana
Lineage: Eukaryota; Metazoa; Arthropoda; Insecta; Hymenoptera; Apidae
Product: otoferlin
Exons: 22
Biological process (GO): plasma membrane organization
Cellular component (GO): membrane
Source: RefSeq, a predicted model, not a curated record